CCGCGCCUCGCGAUCCUUCGCCGCCUCGGCUCCGCCCCGCGCCCCUCGCCGCGCCUUCCCCUGCGCCCGGAGCUCGCUCCCCACAGCUGUGCACCCGGGACCGGCGGCGAACGGACGGAGCUGGAGAGAGCCAUGUCCGCCGAGGGCGAGGCAGCGGAGGUGGCCAUUGCAGCGGCGGCCGCGGCCGGCGAGGGGGGCGACGCCCCUCCGCAGCUCCCCAAGUCGGAGGAGCCCGCCGCCCCGCCGCCGUCGGAGGCGGCCAAGGACGAGGUCCCCCCGGAGCGGCCCCCGCUGCGCUGCCUGGUGCUCACGGGCUUCGGCGGCUACGACAAAGUGAAGCUGCAGAGCCGGCCGGCUACGCCCCCGGCCCCGGGCCCCGGGCAGCUGACCGUUCGGGUCCGAGCCUGCGGCCUCAACUUUGCUGACCUGAUGAUCCGCCAGGGAGUGUACGACCGGCUGCCGCCGGUGCCCUUCACCCCCGGCAUGGAGGGGGCGGGCGUGGUGAUCGCGGUGGGAGAGGGAGUCAGCGAGCGCAAGGUAGGGGACCGGGUGAUGGUGCUGGUGCGGGCCGGGAUGUGGCAGGAAGAGGUGACUGUGCCAGCAGUGCAGACAUUCCCCAUGCCAGAAGCCAUGUCCUUUGAGGAGGCAGCUGCCUUGCCAGUCAAUUACAUCACCGCGUACAUGGUCCUUUUCGACUGUGGCAAUCUUCGGCCUGGCCACAGUGUCCUGGUGCACAUGGCUGCAGGAGGGGUAGGGAUGGCAGCCAUCCAGCUGUGCCAGACAGUGGAGAACGUGACCGUGUUUGGGACCGCGUCAGCCAGCAAGCACGACGUGCUGAAGGAGAAGGGGGUCAGUCACCCCAUCGACUACCACACGUCCAACUAUGUGGAUGAAGUCAAAAAGAUCUCCCCCAAAGGAGUGGACAUUGUCCUGGAUCCACUGGGUGGAGCAGAUACCUACAAAGCUUACAACCUUCUGAAACCAAUGGGUAAAGUUGUCACCUACGGGGUGGCCAACUUGCUGACCGGCCCCAAACGGAACCUGAUGGCAAUGGCGAAGACCUGGUGGAAUCAGUUCAGCGUGUCUGCCUUGCAGCUGCUGCAGGCCAACCGGGGCAUCUGUGGCUUCAACCUCAACUACCUGGAGAACGAGGUGGAGCUGGUCAGCAGGGUGGUGCUGCAGCUGAUGACCCUUUACAGCGAGGGCCACAUCAAGCCUCACAUUGACUCAGUCUGGCCCUUUGAGAAGGUGGCUGACGCCAUGAAGCAAAUCCAAGAGAAGAAGAAUGUGGGCAAAGUCAUCUUGGUGCCCAACACAGAGAAGAAGAACUAGGGGGGAGGGUGAUGGCAGGGGAGAAAGGCUGGGGGGCAGAGAGGACAAGGGUUAAGACUUGGGGGGGGGGGGUCUAGAAUGGAGAGGUCAGGAAGUCAUAUUCUUUUGGGUUACUACUGAUGUCUCUGCCUUCUUUCUCCAGCUCUCCCAAAUACACUGCCCUCCCAAGGGUCAGAGAUGGUCUUCGUGGUGUGAUGACCUCUCUCCAAUCUUGUUUCUUUUCUCUUGGUCAGGGCUGUCUCCCCUCCCUCCCACUUCCCUCAGAAGGUUAGGAAGUGACCACUUGGAUGUAUGGGCCCUGCUGAGUGGGCGGGGACCGCCCAGAGGCCCAGCUGCUUCUUCCCACCCCACCCUCUCUUGUUCCCCUGGGCUUUCUGCCCUUCUUGUGCCAAGUUUAACCUCUUCCCCUCUCCCACUCUCCCUGCCCUGUUGUGUAUGAGUUGGUCUCUGCUUGUUGUUCCCCAAUCCUACCCUCUUAUUUCCCCCAAAGAAACUGAAAUGCCAGCUCAGGAUGGGGGUGAGGGAGGACGUCCUUUUGAGUCUAGCACAUAUCCCAUCUCAGGUGCACUUCCUAUUCCCACUAAGUCUGAAGAGCCCCAGAGUUGACCGCUCUCUAAAAUAAUAUACCGGGUGUCCUAAAAGUCUUAGUGCCAUUUUAAGCUUGCUAAAAUGGCACUGGGAUUUCUGGGACACCCUCUGUAAAUGUAAGCAAUUAAUAGCAAGUGGCUAAGUCCAGUCAGCAUUUCCCUCCUUAUUCCUGACUUUAAAAGCACAACUGGACCUUUCCUUACACAGGGCUCUUCCACAGGUUUGAUCUAAUUUGUGUCUUACACCCUAGGGAAGGGACCAACUCCCCCCACCCCGAUUCUGAGGGGUCCUGGCAGGAGUCCCCCUAGCUUCCUCUCUUCCACUGAGUUCCUUAGAUCUGUUCUCAGUGCCUUAGCAUCUGAAAAGGUUCUUGUGUUCAUGGGGAGUACUAUCAUUUCCUACCCACCCACCCCACGUUCUCUUACCCCAACACUCCCCAGUGCCUUGUUCUGAUGGAGCUGGGGUUUCCAGUCCCACUGCGCUGCCAAAAAAAAAAUCUAUGUGUCUGAGGAGGUGGGGAUCCAGACAGCCUGUAGUCUCUGGGGCUUGUGAGAAACUCCCCCACCCUUUUUCCAGUCUAACUUAACAGUCUCUGGUUGGGGAGAAUUUUUUUUCAGCCUUGCAGAUAACUGUGGAAUUUACCAGCCUGGCUUAGAAACAAAUGUGUCCGUUUCCAAACUCUGGGACCAAAAUAAAAUUUGAAGCACAUUCCAGCUUGAGUCCUGUUAAGGCCCCAACUAAUUUUUUUCCUCCUCAAAUUGGGAGGCAAGUUUCUAAACAUAGCCCUGGCUUUCUUGUUUACAUUGGGGAUUGGUUGGGGGUGGGGAGAGGGAAGAGAACAGUAGGCAGAUUUGGGCAUCCUGAGCUGGAGCCAAAUGUCAGGAUUCUGAGAGUGACCUAUGUCAGCCCCUCGUCUCUAAAUUGAGAAUGGGGGAUAAGGGACAGGUAGAUCACUACCUUGGCCACUGCCAAAUGACCAGUGUGGGGAAGGGGAUGGGCUUAUAUCCUUCCCUCCUUUUUCUGAGCAAGGCCUAACGCGAAAUGUGACUUCUGCUUUUGUGUUUGUCUUCCCCGCCCACCCACUGCCGAAGCUGCCUUUGUGUCAAUAAAGCGCUGUCCCUAUAACUUGUC
Molecule: messenger RNA, 3051 nt
Organism: Sarcophilus harrisii (Tasmanian devil)
Lineage: Eukaryota; Metazoa; Chordata; Mammalia; Dasyuromorphia; Dasyuridae
Gene: VAT1
Product: vesicle amine transport 1
Exons: 6
Molecular function (GO): oxidoreductase activity
Source: RefSeq, a predicted model, not a curated record